This is a messenger RNA of Phycodurus eques (leafy seadragon), 1932 nucleotides long. RefSeq lists its product as uncharacterized. The transcript has 8 exons. The record is from RefSeq and is a predicted model, not a curated record. Bases 80 to 964 code for a protein of 294 amino acids. NCBI's taxonomy places the organism in Eukaryota, Metazoa, Chordata, Actinopteri, Syngnathiformes, Syngnathidae.
GUCUGACUUCCUGUCCGACGAUCACAAACACCCAAGGGCGGAUUUGCAUCGAUCAGCUGCAACUGUGCGGUCGUUAAAGAUGAGGGACGUCGUUGUACCCCGAAUCUUUGUAAUCGUCUUAUGUGCGGUGGUUUUCGUGGCAGUUUUGGUGGUGAACGGCUUUGCAGGGGCGGGCAGAGGUUCCUUCCAUUCCUCCACAGGCAACGUGUCAGCCCGUUAUGAGACAGACAUCACCCCCGCUGGCUGGACUUUCUCCAUUUGGGGUGUUAUUUAUACCUGGCUCUCCUUAAUGGUCAUAUAUAUCACUUUAUAUGUGUUCAGAGGAUCCUGGGCUCAUUGUCUGCUGCCGUACGCCUUCUAUUUCUUCUGGCUGUUCAACAUGGUGCUAAAUAUGACAUGGCUGCUGUUGUGGGAUCGAGAGUUGAUGCUGUCAGCACUGGUUUUAUUGAUCCUGAUAGUGAUUUCCAACUACAGUGCGUUGAGUAUCUGUUGCUUUGCCACAGAUUACUAUGGACUCUGGCUAAAGACAUAUUAUCCCAAAGAUCUGACCUGUAUCACAAUUUUGGUCCAGAAUGGUUUGGCUCUCUACACCACAUGGACAUCCAUUGCUUCUUUGAUCAACUUCACUUUAGUCCUUCAAUUGUGGGGUGUGGUCCGGAGCACAGCAGCAACAGUGUCCCUUUGCCUCCUCUUUGCUGAGCUCGUCGGAUGGUUUAUACUUGAAAACUGGGUACUGGAUCGCUGGGUGCGCAACAUUCUGACAGUGUACCCUGUUGUGAUCGUGGCGCUGUUUGGAAAUGUCUUCAAACAUUUUGACCCAGCGGACCCCAGCCCAAAUGUCAUCUUUACGGGUUCCAGUGGCCUCCAUAAUCCUGAAACGGAAGCCGUUUGGGACGACCAGCAACCCUUCCUCGAGCUGCCCGUCCGGCCAAACGGAGCCAUCGGGGGAGAAGAGCCUUGGUGACCGAGUGCAGCGUGGCGAGACUACGACAGUGAGUGCAUGGGUAAUGUAUAAUUGGCCCGACAGAAAUGUGACAACCAACUCAAGACAAAAUUGGCAGCAUGUUGAAAUGGGGUUGUAAGUUAACUGUUUAAGAAGUUCAUGACAAGAGGGAAGAAGCUGUUGGAAUGUCUGCUUGUUUUAGUCUUCCUUGUUCGGUAGCGCUUACCUGAGGGAAGGACUUGGAAGAGGUGGUGAGCAGGAUGUGGAGGGUCCAAGAGGAUUUUGCAUGCUCUUGUCUUAGUUCUGGCAGCAUCCUCAAGGGUAGGUAGAGGGGUACCGACAAUCUUUUCAGCAGUUUUGAUUGUCCGUUGCAGUCAGAAUUUGUCCUUUUUUGUAGCAGCACCAAACCAGACCGUGAUGGAAGAACACAGGACUGAUUCGAUGACUGCUGUGUAGAACUGCCUCAACAGCUCCUGUGGCAGGCCGUGCUUCCUCAGAAGCCGCAGGAAGUACAUCCUCUGCUGGGCCUUUUUGAGGACGGAGUUGAUGUUGAUCUCCCACUUCAGGUCCUGAGAGACUGUAAUUCCCAGGAUCUUGAAGGUCUCGACGGUUGACAGCUGUGGCAAAGGAUGCUCCCUGAAGUCCACGAUCUUCUCUACAGCCUUGAGCGUGUUCAGCUCCAGGUUAUGACGGCUGUACCACAGCUCCAGCCGCUCCACUUCCUACGCAGACUCGUCACCGUCUUUGAUGAGGCUGCAAAGGGUCCAGCAGCGGACCUGUGACACUCUUGAGGUGGCCCAGCACGAGGCGUUCAAAGGACUUCAUGACCACAGAUGUCAGACGACAGGCCUGUAGUCAUUCAGACCCGAGAUUGCAGGUUUCUUGGGGACUGGGAUGAUGGUGGAGCAUUUGAAACAGUUCAAAUGCUCCACCAUCACACAGUUCCAGAGAUCUAUUGAAGAUCUGUGUGAAGACUGGAGCGAGCUGCU